Molecule: messenger RNA, 400 nt
Organism: Staurois parvus
Lineage: Eukaryota; Metazoa; Chordata; Amphibia; Anura; Ranidae
Source: the annotation of a GenBank genome assembly
UUGAUUGUAUACACCUGUGUCCAUGGAGGGGAUUGGAACACCUGAAUCACAUGAUUAGGAGGGGAUUGGAACACCUGAAUCACAUGAUUGGGAGGGGAUUGGAACACCUGAAUCACAUGAUAUGGAGGGGAUUGGAACACCUUAAUCACAUGAUUGGGAGGGGAUUGGAAAACCUGAAUCACAUGAUUUGGAGGGGAUUGGAACACCUGAAUCACAUGAUUGGGAGGGGAUUGGAACUCCUGAAUCACAUGAUAUGGAGGGGAUUGGAACACCUGAAUCACAUGAUAAGGAGGGGAUUGGAACACCUGAAUCAUAUGAUAUGGAGGGGAUUGGAACACCUGAAUCACAUGAUUUGGAGGGCGGGCUCAAUACUUUUGGCAAUUUAGUGUACCUACAGAAG